UAUCAUAUUUUGAGGUUAUAAAGUACUUGUGUGUUGCCGACAAACUUUCAUUUUAAUUCUUUUUUAAUAUUUCAUUAUUCAUUAUCGUGAUUUUGUGGCCUUUGUAAUAUUUUGCAUGAUUUUUAUUGUUUCUCCACUAUUUGCAUCCUCUUUGAACCGGCUGUAUUUUUAUUUUACGUAUCUUUUUGAAGCUCUCAGAAAAUCAGCCGCUGACUUAACAGAUAUUAUGUUUUUCUCAUAUCCCUCUCCCGAUUUCUGCGGACACAACUUAUUUAAAAAACUGAAGUCUUCAACCAAAACGUUUUAUCAGUGCAGUAAAAUUUGGAUAUAGUUCUUUCAUAUCGUUUAGUCCGUAUCAGAAAGACUGAUGUUGAAUUCCAUUUGCGCUUGAGAGAUCAUAUUUUCUCCCUGCCGAAUCCAUGAUUAACUUCAUUUCUCCUCUUAUCAAUAUUCAUCUUUAGGUAAGGUCUUUAAAUCUUGGAGUUCAACUGCCUGGAGUAUCAUCUGAAAUAGAACCAUGGCUGAUGAAUUUCCAGAUCCUGAUGAGGAGUUUGAAUUAAUGCACGCUGAUGAAUUUGAAUUGUUGGAUGAAAUUGAAGAUGAUUUUCCCCCUGUCAGCGCACCUGUGACAAAAGCCAAGAGGAGUCUAGAUUUCAAUUCCUCAGCUCAUGCCGGUACAUCGACUUUCAACUCCAGUAACUCAAAAACAUCUGAUUCAUCCAAAGAUGAGCAGAACCCUGCUGUAUCUCCUUUGUUACCUAUGCCAAAAACACCAGUCAAUACAGACACUAGCAAAGCUCGAAUUCCAUUCUCAGAGAAAAAUGAACAUGUCAAGCCGCCUGAAAACAAUGCAACCGCAAAAAUUCCAGAAGAAAGUGAAACGACAAAAAGAGCACGGCUAGAUGAUGAAGAAGAAAAUGAGAAUAGCUGGGAGAGCGGGACACCUAAAAAAGGAAAUAGGAAUGAAUUUAACAAAAGAACAGUUGAUGAUCUUUUUGGAGACAUUGCGGAUAUUGAAUUAGAGGAACUUCUUAGUGGUGCAAAACGAAGUAAAACUGAUGUAGCUUUGACAGAAGAUGAAAAGCAGGAAAUGAUGAUAGCAAAAAUUUUAGCUGAAAGAAAACGGCAACAGGCUCUCAAACUCAGAAGUUUUUCAAGUGAUACAAUUGAUUCAAGAGGAAAGUGCAAAGAGUCAGUCUGCAUGUCUCGAAGGGUUCCUAAGUGGGCAUUUUUUCCAAUUACUGAUAAAAAAGGCCUUAGGCUGUAUGCUCGUCUUCGAUCUGAUGACUAUAUCAAACAAAAGUCAGACUCAUUAGCGGCAGCCACAAAUGCGACCAUCAGUUUGUCAACCUCCUUUCAUUCCACAUUAGAUGCAGCCAGAAAAAUUAUUGAGCAGAAGUGGGAGAAAAAGGACGCAGAGAAAGAUGAUACAUCUCUUGCAGAGUCUAAAAAGAAAUCUGUGCAAGAAGCUACUACAGACCUAUGGGUAGAAAAAUACAAGCCCAAGUCAUAUCUAGAGCUUCUUAGUGAUGAGGGAACUAACAGACUAGUGCUUCAAUGGCUGAAAUUAUGGGACAAAGUUGUAUUCAAUAAGGAAAGAAAAAUCGUUCAUAAGGAGACUAAAGCGCCUAAUCCACAAGAGAAGAAAUUUUUCAACAAAUUUGUUCCGGUUCUUGACGAGGAACUAGAUGAAAAUAAUUGUCCAAAAGCGAAGAUCAUCCUUCUAUGUGGUCCUCCAGGUUUGGGUAAAACCACCUUAGCUCAUCUUCUCGCGAAACAUGCUGGCUACAACUCGGUAGAAGUUAAUGCUAGUGAUGACAGAAGUCCCGAACUUUUUCAAACUAAACUUGAAACAGCCACUCAAAUGCAAUCUGUCAUGGGAAAAUCACCUCGUCCAAAUUGCUUGAUACUAGAUGAAAUUGAUGGUGCACCAGCCGCAUCGAUCAAUUUCUUGAUCAAAUUUGCGGCUGGAAAAGCAGGGAGUAAGGAGAAGGGCAAAAAAAAAGCUGAGCAGAAGCAAGUUUUAAGAAGGCCAAUCAUAUGUAUUUGUAACAAUAUCUAUGCUCCUGCGCUGAGACCCUUACGUCAGGCAGCUUUAGUCAUUCAUUUUCCUGAAACUUCAUCUGCAAGGUUAGCACAACGUUUAACAGAAAUAGCAAGGAAAGAGAGAAUCUCAACAGAUCUUAGUGCAAUGAUGGCGUUGAGUGCUAAAAGUCACAAUGAUAUUCGUUCGUGUCUGUCAACACUUUACUGUUACAAAAAUCAGCCAGUUAGACUGUCUCUUAUCCGCAGACUGGAUAUUGGUCAGAAAGACAUGCAAAAGGGAUUUUUUAGUGUUUGGCAGGAUAUUUUCCAGAUUACCAAACCUCAGCUCGGAUCCUACUUGGCAACUGAAAAAUCUACUACCUCAGGAGCAUCUGCUAGCAAAUCAAAUGAGUUAUCUUUCAAAAACAGGAUGCUGCAUGUGCUCCAUAGCGUCCAAGGGUGUGGUGACUAUGGGAAAUUAGUGGAAGGUGUUUUUGAAAACUAUCUAUUGAUGAACUUAAAGGAUUCCUUUUUAACAAAUGUUUCGGAGGGUUUAGAUUGGUUUUGUUUUUUUGAUACUACGUCUCAAGUUAUUUACUCCUCGCAAACAUAUACCCUGCUACCAUACCUUCCGUACUGUUUUGUUGUGUGGCAUUUCUUGUUCUCCAGUUAUGAGUACGUGAAGCUAACAUAUCCCAAUACCAGUUAUGAGAUGUCUGUCAAAAGCUCCAAAACAGAUCAGUCAUUAGAUGAUCUAAUGAAAGGCACUCCAGCUAACAUUAGAGCUCACUUGUGUAAAAAACCGCUUCAGUUAGAUAUAUUACCGUUGUUAAAUGUGAUAAUCAAUCCAAAUUUAAGGCCUGUAAAUGUUCAUCUGUACAGUAAAAAAGAAAAAGAAGAGUUUAAUAAAGUAGUGAAUACUAUGAUAGAUUAUAAUUUAAAUUUCAUACAGGAACGUGCUCCUGAUGGCAAUUUCAUUUGGAGGAUAGAUCCUGAUAUUUGUGAAGUUGUUAAGUUUGAAAGCGGACAAUCCGAUGGAUUUUCUUUAAACGCUUCAUCAAAGCAAUUAAUAUCUAGGGAAAUAGAAAUGGAAAAAGUCCGAAGACUAGAAUCAAAGGUGUCUGUGAAGCAGACCUAUCAAACACCAAGCAGGCAAAAACCUGGAAGUUCUACAACCCCUCAAACGCCAAGUAGUGGCCCCAGUGCUUUGCCCAAUCAUCUACAAAAAUUAACUCCCAAAGCCAUCGGAAAAACAUUCGUCGAUGUGCCUACCAAAGACUUUUUCGGUCGCGUUAUCAAAGAGACUGCAGAAGAAAUCCAAAAGAAAAAAGAACGCAAAGCCGAUGAUAUUGUAAAGAGUGAAAUUUGGUUCCACCACAAAGAAGGCUACAAUAAUGCUGUCAGGAAAACUGUUCUAAUUCGCGAUUUGAUGUAGACGAUGUGCCUUGUUAUUCUGGUGACCAAAAUUCAACUAUUGAUUGUCGUCAUCCAGCAGUUUCUACAAAUGCUUGUGGACGUAAAUGUCAUGUUUUUAUUUUUAAUAUAGGAGGUCGAUCAAAUCCUGCCUUUGUUUUUCGGUGUUUUAUACUAUUUUUUAUGCGUUGUUUUUUGUGAAUAAAAUUGCCUUAGCAAGCUUUACAAAAAAA
This is a messenger RNA of Bemisia tabaci, 3671 nucleotides long. Lineage: Eukaryota; Metazoa; Arthropoda; Insecta; Hemiptera; Aleyrodidae. The record is from RefSeq and is a predicted model, not a curated record.